Messenger RNA from Carassius gibelio (silver crucian carp), 5147 nucleotides. It is a transcript of the gene pkn2a, whose product is annotated as protein kinase N2a. The coding region runs from base 374 to 3289 and encodes 971 amino acids. The transcript has 22 exons. Lineage: Eukaryota; Metazoa; Chordata; Actinopteri; Cypriniformes; Cyprinidae. The record is from RefSeq and is a predicted model, not a curated record. Gene Ontology annotation, biological process: protein phosphorylation; signal transduction. Gene Ontology annotation, molecular function: small GTPase binding; protein serine/threonine kinase activity; ATP binding.
CAUUGGGACGCGGGGUCUGUAAAUCUGUUAUUGAUCACAUGAUCAAGGGUGGACUGGCCGUAGCUGAACUGGGUGCGGGAACAGAAACUUGCACUUGUGUUGCUCUGCCACCCGCCUGCCCUUGUUCCGAUAUUAGCAGCACAGCUCUGCCUUCACCCCAAAAGCGCGGAUCUCACUCUGAGCCCUUGCGUUUACAACAAACCGACUGCUCGACAAUGGGACCCCCUCCGUAUCCCGGCCAUGCUAUGGAUCGUACUCCAAAUAAAGCGCUUUUCGCUUGAGACAGAAACAUAACAGGCUUGUUUUUUUGGGAGUGACUCACCUCCCCUUCCCCAGAGUUUGAUUUAAAAAAAAAAAAGAGUUCACAACCAAGAUGGCCGCCGAUCCCAUGCAGGCUCACAUGGUUUCGGACCGGCUGGGCCUGGGGCACAACCUUGACCUGUCUGAUACCAUGGUGCAGCAGAAGCUAGACGAAAUCAAGGAGCAGAUCAAGAGGGAGAUCCGCAAAGAGCUGAGGAUCAAAGAGGGGGUGGAGAACCUUAGAAAGGUCACCACAGAAAAAAAGAGACUGGCGUAUGUUGAUAAUAUACUCAAGAAGUCCAACAAGAAGUUAGAGGAGCUGCAUCAAGAGCUGCAGGAGCUCAACGCUCAUAUUGUGGUGAAGGACCCAGAGGAUCUUCUCUUAGAGUGCCCUCUUACGCUGGACAGCCCUAAAAGUGAAGCACGGACAUGCACUAUCAGCAGCAGACUAGCAGCUCUAAAAAAACAGAACGACAUUGAAUUGAAGGUGAAACAGGGGGCCGAGAACAUGAUCCAGAUGUAUUCAAAUGGUUCCUCAAAGGACAGAAAACUGCUUGCAACAGCUCAGCAGAUGCUUCAAGACAGCAAAACCAAGAUUGAGUUCAUCCGAAUGCAGAUUCUCAAAGCCAGCCAAACCAGCGAGCUCAGCUUUGACAACAAUGAUGUCAUUGCCAAACCCAUCAUCAGUCCUCUGGACCUGCGGGUGGAGGAACUCUGCCAUCACACACGGAUAGAGUAUGCUGUAGCAGAGGGGGCCAAGAAUGUCAUGAAGCUCUUGGGCUCUGGUAAACUGGCUGAGAAGAGGGCUCACUCAGAGGCCCAAGCCAGGUUUAAUGAGUCCAGCCAGAAGCUGGAUUUGUUGAAAUAUUCCCUGGAGCAGAGACUCAAUGAGCUUCCAAAGAACCAUCCCAAGAGCAGUCUGAUCAUGGAGGAGUUAUCGCUUAUGUCCUCUCCAGCCCUCAGUCCUCGCCAGAGCUUCAUAUCGACACAGAACCACAACAGCACUGUUAAAAACCAGUACAGCACCAAACCAGCUGCACUCACAGGCAAAUUAGAGGUUCGGCUCAUGGGAUGUCAGGACCUGUUAGACAAUGUUCCUGGUCGUUCUAAAGCCACAUCGGUGCCGCUGCCCGGUUGGAGCCCCAGUGAAACGCGCUCCUCUUUCAUGAGUCGUGGGAACCGCAGAGGAACCAGCGUUCGGAAUCUCUCCAAAAAUGACGAAUUGUCCAAUGAGAUUAGUGCUGUUCUGAAGCUUGACAACACUGUAGUUGGUCAGACCAGUUGGAAACCUGUCAGUAAUCAGUCAUGGGACCAGAAGUUUACAUUAGAGCUAGACCGGUCUCGUGAGCUGGAGAUAUCUGUGUAUUGGAGAGAUUGGCGGUCCCUUUGUGCUGUGAAAUUCCUGCGACUGGAGGACUUCCUGGACAACCAGCGGCACGGAAUGUGCCUUUACCUUGAGCCACAAGGGACUCUAUUUGCAGAGGUUACCUUUUUUAAUCCAGUCAUUGAGAGAAGAACCAAACUCCAAAGGCAGAAAAAGAUCUUCUCAAAACAACAAGGGAAACCCUUCCUACAGGCCUCGCAGAUGAGCAUCGGUACAUGGGGCCGGCUGGUGAGGAGGGCCAAUCUCUCUCCCAAUAACUCAUUUAGUCCUCAAGUGGCAGAGCUGGCAGCUGAGACUGGACAAAGCAGUCACCCAGGAACCCCUGCUCUGAGGAGUGACCCAACAGUGACAAAACUGGACUUUGACAAAGACGCUACAAGAAAGCAUUACUCUCCUGUUAGUGUAAGAGAAGUCUUGCCUAAGGACAGGAUCCCAAACAAAGAGCAAAAACAGGACGCUUUGACUUCAUUUGACUACCGAAAUGACAGAAAUAGCAUCAUUGUUCAAUCUGAGCUUGAAGAAGUCGUGGAACAUGAGACUCAGCCGUCAGCGUUACAGCUCAACACAGAAAUAAGGGAUGAAGAGGAGGAAGAACAGUUUCAUUUCAGUCUUAAAGACUUUAAAUGUGUUGCAGUGUUAGGCCGUGGCCAUUUUGGAAAGGUGUUAUUAGCGGAAUACAGUAUUACAGGUGAAAUGUUUGCCAUCAAGGCCCUUAAGAAGGGAGAUAUUGUCACACGUGAUGAGGUUGAAAGUUUGAUGUGUGAGAAGAGGAUAUUCGAGACUGUGAACAGUGUGCGACACCCGUUCCUCGUCAAUCUUUUUGCAUGUUUCCAGACCAAAGAGCAUGUGUGUUUUGUGAUGGAGUAUGCGGCGGGAGGAGACCUCAUGAUGCACAUUCACGCCGAUGUGUUUUCAGAGCCACGGGCCACGUUUUAUGCAGCCUGUGUCGUCCUGGGGUUACAGUUUUUACACGAGCAUAAGAUUGUAUACAGAGAUCUGAAGUUGGAUAACUUACUGCUUGACACAGAGGGAUUCGUCAAGAUUGCCGACUUUGGUCUUUGUAAAGAAGGAAUGGGUUACCGGGACAGAACGAGCACUUUCUGUGGCACUCCAGAAUUUCUGGCACCUGAGGUGUUAACCGAAACCUCCUACACACGUGCGGUGGACUGGUGGGGACUCGGCGUGCUUAUCUUUGAGAUGCUUGUCGGGGAGUCUCCAUUUCCUGGUGAUGAUGAAGAGGAGGUGUUUGACAGCAUUGUGAAUGAUGAAGUUCGCUACCCAAGAUUCCUCUCAACAGAAGCCAUCUCCAUUAUGAGAAGGUUAUUAAGAAGGAAUCCCGAGCGACGACUUGGAGCCGGUGAACGUGACGCAGAGGAUGUGAAGAAACAUCUGUUCUUCAGGAAUAUUGACUGGGAUGGACUUUUAGCAAAGAAAGCGAAGCCACCAUUUGUACCCACAAUCCAGAGUUCCAGUGACGUUAGUAAUUUUGACGAUGAAUUUACCUCAGAGGCUCCGGUGCUCACACCUCCCAGAGAGCCUCGGCCCUUGACCCAGGACAAGCAGGACCUGUUUGCAGACUUUGACUAUAUUGCAGAUUGGUGUUAGCCAUGUGUUGACAUCCCUCCCUCUCCACACACACACACACACACACACACACGCACACACAGAUACAGAAAAUGUGAAUCGGAUCAUUUGCAAAUAUCCCUUUUUUGUUGCAGUGUUAUUUUAGGAUUACCACAACCCCUUUUCCAUUUUAACAUGAAGAAGAAACUUUUAUUUUCAGGUUCGGGAUAAUUAUUCAAUUUCAUCAGGACCUAAGCACUGAUCAUGAAAAACAUAAACUGAGCAGUUUAGUUUACAACUGGACUUACACAAUGUACCAUGUGAUCAGGUGCCUCACUGACACCCCCUAGUGUUGAGGAAGUCAGCAGGCCACAUCCACAUUCUUCUUGCCACAGAAUUUCUUCAGUUAUACUGAGAACUAUGAGCCUUUGUUUUUGAAGCAUUUACAAUGCGUGUAGUUUAAAAAAAUCUGUCAGCUGUCAAGGUUAAUCCUGUGAAAGCGUUUUAAAGCCAUAGACCGAAAAAAUAGGUGAUACAUUGUACCUCAUCCAAUGAAUGUCAAGUUUGCCACUAUUUCCAAAUUAUCUAGCCAUUUUAUCUGAUGGAAUCUAUACUCUUCCCUACAAUGCAGUAUUAAUGCAUUAUGAUGCAAGUUAGAAUGAAAACCGCAAAUUACUACCAGUUACAACUCUAGUCAUGUCAAUGCUUUGACACAGAAAAUGCAUUUACUUCCAUUCAGUAAGUUAUUAUUAUUUUUAAUUACGUUUCAGGAUGGGGGUCAUGUGUUUUUUUUUUAACCAGACUCAAGCUGUCGGUGGAUUUACACUACGUUUAAAAGUUUGGGGUCAGUAGGAUUUUUAAGUUAAUACGUUAAUACUGUACGUAAUUAAACACUGAAAAUUCAGCUUAACCAUCACAGGAGUAAACCACGUCUUAAAAUGUAUUAAAAUACUGAACGGUAAUUUAAAGCGACACUAUGUUAAUUUUAGCGCUCUGGCGGUUAAUAAACAGAACUGCACGCUUCCCGCGGAAGAACAUUUUAACCGGUGCUACAUAAAGCUCUAAAUUCGAGAAUUCACCAAAUUCACAAGUGCGAUUCACGCAGGUAACUGCAACCGAACUGGCUAAAAUAAUCACUUAUAAAUGUAUCGUAGUGAUUUGGGAUAAGACAAAAACGCGUCUUGGUAGAUGAAUUUAUAAUGUACUCGCUCACUAUAUACAUUUUGCUAAUUUUGAACGCCGAAAAAGUUACAUAGUGUUGCUUUAAAAUGUCAAUAUUAUUUAACAAUGUUACCGUUUUACUGGAUUUUUGUUCAAAUUGAUUUUUCAAAGAGAUUUCUGUGAAUAAGGUUAAACAAUUUUACCAACCUCAAACUUUUAAACAGUAGUGUGAAUGUAACAGGCAAUCACAUUACCUCAUUGCCUAGUUGUUCCCUACUGAAAUUCCUCCAUUUUUUUUUCUUUUUUUCUUAUGUGGUCAUGAGACAUGACUGACUGGAAUAUAUACUAGACACCAAAUAUAUAUAUAGAAAUAUACUAAUAACUGGUCUACAUGUUCAAAAAUAGGCCUCUACCUUCAUAUGUGUAAUAAGCAAUUCAAGUGGAGUAGAAGAUAAUAGUUGGAGGUCUGAUGUAUUAUAUGGGCUACACUACAUAAACAAUAUCAAGCUGGAAGCACUCAUUUUUUGUUUAAAAUAUCCAUGUUUUAUCUAAAUGGUGGGAAAACAAAUGGACUGUACAAAGCUUUUCUACCCACUACUUGUAUGUUGGAGCAAGAUGCAGAAGAAAAGUUUCAAAGGUACAGUCGUGAAGUUUGACUUGACAAUGGUGUAAAUAACAGGUUUUGCUAAAAAAAAAAAAAGUCAAUCAUGAAUGCAAAAAUUAAAUGUUUAUUAUGUAA